UCCGUGUGUAUCCGCCAUUCAUGUAUCCGAGUGAGAAUUCUCGUUGUUUUCUGUGUGUAGAGGCGGGACCAUUGGACAGGUACACCAAUUACACCUCGAUAAUAAUAUUACAACAAUAAAUAAUAAUUAAAAAGGUACCACUGAGUCCCAGAAGAGCCGAUAAUUAUCGCCCAACGAGAGAUUGGCUGACCCCCAGGGGCGAAAUUGCUUCACCAGAAGAAGAGAUUAAAUUGGAAAAAAAAAAAAAUUGCGAGGAAUAUGGUGACGCUGAUAUUUGCGGGACAUUGUAAAAACAUUAAACGAUUCGAUUAACGAAUAUAUCGGAUAAUCGGAUUGAGUUAUGAUCGAGUGCAGCCUAUAUAAAUAAAACCCCAGAAGAAGAUUGAACCGGUGAAAGCGCAGAGUGGAAAUAAAUAAUAAAAAUGGGAGCAUUUUUGGACACCCCAAAUACCGAAAAGUACAAUGAGCACGGGUCAGGGAAUGAUUUGAGAUAUGGAGUGGCGAGUAUGCAGGGAUGGAGAAUGGAGAUGGAAGAUGCACAUCGUGCGAUAACAGGUCUAGAAGGUGGUCUAUCAGACUGGAGUUAUUUCGCAGUAUUUGAUGGUCAUGCAGGUGCUCUCGUAUCAGCCCACAGUGCAGAGCACUUGCUCGAAUCCAUAAUGCAAACCGAGGAGUUCAAGGCUGAGGACGUGAUCAAGGGAAUUCACUCGGGUUUUUUGAGACUCGACGACGAGAUGAGGAGUCUACCCCUCAUAACUGUCGAAAAAUCUGGUUCAACAGCUGUUUGUGCUUUCAUAUCACCCAAGCACAUCUACAUCGCCAACUGUGGUGACUCCAGGGCUGUCCUCUGCAACUCUGGUAAUCCAGUUUUUGCGACUAGAGAUCAUAAACCUGUACUGCCAGCUGAGAAGGAGAGAAUUCAGGCUGCUGGAGGCAGUGUUAUGGUGCAGAGAGUCAAUGGCUCACUCGCUGUUUCCAGGGCACUUGGGGAUUAUGAGUAUAAAAAUGUACAGGGACGUGGACCCUGUGAGCAACUUGUGUCCCCAGAGCCUGAGAUCUUCGUCAGGGAUCGUGAUGCACAGAGUGAUGAGUUCCUGGUGCUUGCGUGUGAUGGCAUCUGGGAUGUCAUGACUAAUGAGGAUCUCUGUGAUUUUAUUUACUCCAGACUACUACUCACUGAUGACUUAGAGGCUGUUACCAAUCAAGUUAUUGAUACUUGUCUUUACAAGGGCAGCAGAGACAAUAUGAGCAUAGUACUAGUGACAUUUCCAGCAGCACCAAAGCCAAGUGCCGAUGCACAAAAGAAGGAGGCGGAAUUAGAAAUGGCUAUCGAGAGGCGAAUCAAAGAAAUUGUGGAGCAGCAGGAGGGAAAAGAUGGCUUUGAUUAUCUCCAGUUAGUUCAGCUCCUCGUAGAUCAGGAUCUGCCAAAUUUACCUCCAGGUGGUGGUCUUCCAGCAAAACAACUCCUGAUUGAACAAGUUUUUCGCGAAGUAUGCCCCAGCAGAGCGAAGAGCAUAUUGAUGACGCAGUUUGUCAACCCCUUCGAAACGGAACAGCAGAGUUCAUUUUUAGAUAAACUUCGAGAAAACUGUCAAUUCGCUGAGUCCAAUGAUUGAAGUCCUCUUUUCAUUUCUCUCAUUUCUGUCCAAGAGAUCGGAUUUUAAUGACAAGUAAUAUCAAUUAUUUUCUGUGUGCUUUAUAAAUUCUCCUGUUUCAUUUAAUUAUCUGGAAAUAAUCAAUGUAUUUCAAUAAUUUUGUUAUUAAUUCUCUGGAUUUAUUUAAUCUGAUAUUCCAACGUGUGGAAAGGAUAAAUAAUGGAAUCAACAGUUUUAGGUAUUUUAUAUCAUUUAUUCUCGUGGCAACAUCAUUAUUUUAUUGUUCAGUUAUUAAUUGAUGAUUUUUAAUGCGUCGAUGUGAAUUGAAUUGAAAAAAUAGUUGUGUCCCAUUGGAUGCGGAUAUACAGAAUAUUUUGUGUACGUUAAAAAAUACCUAUUUACUUAUAAAAAUGAAUGAAACGACAAAAAAAUAAUCACGAUCCAUUGAUCGCUGGUGUUGUUGUACAUAAUGUGUAUAAUAAUUGAUGAAAUAUCUUUUUUGCAGUAUGAAAGAUUUUUUUUUUUCUUCUUUUCGGUGCCAAAGGGUUUUUGGUCCACAGGGGUGGGACAGAUUCUCGUGCCAACGGUUUAUCAAUCUUUUUUCUUUCUUUUAUUUAUUGUAAUUGCAGUGUUUUACAUGUCUAAUAUCUUCGCAUGUUUUAGAAAUUUUUAUGUUCGAUUUACUCGGCUGCGCAUUCAGUAAUUAUUAAUAAUGAGAGAAUUAUCGCUCGCCACCCACCCUUGAACAUUUUUAUAAUGUUUAUUUGAUUGAAUUAUUUCGGGGGAUAUGUGGAUUCAUCUUGGGAGGCUCGACUGACUUUCGUCAUUCAUUUCGUCGUUCAAUUUGAUUUGUUAAUUAAUUUAUUG
Molecule: messenger RNA, 2462 nt
Organism: Fopius arisanus
Lineage: Eukaryota; Metazoa; Arthropoda; Insecta; Hymenoptera; Braconidae
Gene: alph
Product: alphabet
Exons: 6
Coding region: 423-1616 (397 amino acids)
Biological process (GO): negative regulation of stress-activated MAPK cascade; peptidyl-threonine dephosphorylation
Cellular component (GO): nucleus; cytosol
Molecular function (GO): manganese ion binding; protein serine/threonine phosphatase activity; magnesium ion binding
Source: RefSeq, a predicted model, not a curated record